Molecule: messenger RNA, 2506 nt
Organism: Colossoma macropomum (tambaqui)
Lineage: Eukaryota; Metazoa; Chordata; Actinopteri; Characiformes; Serrasalmidae
Gene: tex264a
Product: testis expressed 264, ER-phagy receptor a
Exons: 4
Coding region: 269-1222 (317 amino acids)
Biological process (GO): protein-DNA covalent cross-linking repair; reticulophagy
Cellular component (GO): nucleus; endoplasmic reticulum membrane; autophagosome membrane
Source: RefSeq, a predicted model, not a curated record
GGCUCAGUAUUGAGGGAAAUAAAGCGGUCAGCUGUGUCAACAGAGCAGAGUAAAAUUUCCAGAGUCAGUUUUCCAGAUAAAAGACAUUUCCAGAAUAAACCUCUGGCGGGAAAACCACCGUGGCAGUAACACGGUAGGAUUUUCGGGGCUUAAAACGUAAGAAACACGUUUUGCUGUCCGAGACGUUUAAAGAGUAUUUUGCCUGCCAUCUCAGUAACUGAAGACUGUGCUUGCUCUUAUAACAGAAACAGGACAGACGACAGAUAACAUGUCCGACUUUAUUAUCUUAUCCCUGAUCGGCGUUUUGGUCCUAUGUCUGCUCUUGACCCUAGUCGGUUUCGUGUUUUACUCUGGACUUCUCUCCGAGGUCGUUAUUCGGACAGGAUCUCCUCCGGUGAAAAAGAUCACAGUUGCAUACAAAUUCAAGAAAGGCUCCUACAAGGAGAGCGGAGCUGCCUUCACUGAGAGCUGCAGCAUUGCUCCAAAGCUCUGCUCCAUCGGGGUGUAUUACGAUGACCCCAACCAGACUGAGGCUGAUUGUUGUCGGUACGCAGUGGGGAGUAUCCUGAGCGAGGAUGAGGAGAAGCCUGAUGAAGAGCUGCAGCGUCUGUAUGAGAAGUUUGGGUUUAGGGUCAUCUCCUUCCCUGAGGUCUCUUGUGCUGUGACUUCCUCUUUCCCUAACAGAUGCCCGCUGUCCCCUAUCUGUGGGGCAUACAGAGUCUUCCCUGAACUGAACGCCUACAUAACGGAAAGAAGACUGUCUGCAUAUCCCUUCCUGGAGAUCUUUAAAGGAGAUUUGAUCCACUACAUGUGCCCACUGGAGAACCAGGAGAGCUUUGUCGUACCUGAACUUCUGGAGAAGCAAACUGAGGACGAGGACAAACCAAAAGAGGGGAAGGAAGAUGAAGACGACAAAGGCGAUGAAGUCACAGAGACAGGUGAGAGCUGUCGGACAGAGAGCAGUGCAGUGAUCCAGGAGGCAGGUGUUUCAGGUGCUGAGAGCAGAGAGGUCGUGGCAGAGCUACCAGUGGAGCAACAGAGUCCAGAGCAGGAUGAGGGAGAUGGACAGAAUGAAGAAGCUGACCAGGGGGCCAAGAGCUCCGGCGAGUCUGUAGGCAGUGGCUCCUCAUUUGAAGAACUGGACAUGGACAUGGAGGAAGCAGAGAAGGAGAGAAAAGACGGAGAGGAGGAUCACGUGAAGGACAAUGAGGAAAAAGCAUGAUGAAGGAGGGAGAAAGAAGGGAUAGAAUAUGUAAGAGAUGACUUGUGUGUAUGGAAAUGUGUGUUUGAAGUAGAUAACGGAAACUAUUUUGUUCCUUAAAGGUGCAAUAAGUGAUAUUUUUUCAGUUUAUUUUCAUUCAUAAAUAUAAUGUGCUUUUCAGUAAUGGUCACCUAAACAAGUAGAGCAGUCUUAAAAUGUGUAAUCAGUAGGUAAUAAAUGUCAGCCAUAGUUUCAAUACUUUUUCUUCAAAAUAGCCAGGCAGCGGCAGUCUUGGUCUGCACAUAGAUGAUUGUGUUUUUGAUUACAUCUCUAAUGGGCUUUUAUAUUUAAAAUAUCAAAUGAUCAAAUCUCACUAUUUUAAUGUAACACAUAAUAUAACUGCCUCACUACUGACACUAGAAAGUUGUUAUAUAUAGUGUAUAUACAGUAAUCAAUAUUAAGAAACCAUGAUUGUUAACCAUCUUUAGAAAAGAAAGGCAUUCACUAAACUUCUACUCAAAUAUAUGAUGUUGUGUAGCUACCGCCCACACAUUGGUGUUAAUCUUUCAUUAAGUUUUAUUGAAACAUUCUAUUUAUUGUAUCUUUAUUGCAUCAUGAAAGCUGGAAAUAAUUUUGAAAAAAAGAACCGUUUUUUCAUGACAAAUAGCCCCUUUGAGGUUCUUGGGAUUGACAAAAUAAAACACAAUGCAUUUAGAGCUUUGUAUUCUAUUUACAUACAGUGUAAUCGCCUAUGCUGCUUUCUCUGAGUUUCUGAAGUAGAAAAGUAACAAAAAAAAAGAAAAGAAAAAAGAGGAAAAUUGAUCUCUUAGCAGUCAUCCAUAAAAUACUAUUUUAUUAUGGAGGCAAAGGAAGGUAAAGGUUGCUAAAAACUUUGUUUUAAUUAUAGGUCUUUAUAAAACACUCAUUUUUCUGCAUGUGACAGAUGUGCUUGUUGUUGACAUCUUUAAAGACGUAAAUGAACAAAAGAAUUACAGUAACAGUGUAAUCUCUUGCUUUUAUGCUUUGUUUCUUUAUUUUUUGUAAUCAGUUAUGUUGUAUGUGCCACAAACAAGAGGGACGAUGUAUCUAAUGACAUUCAAGGCUUGCUGAUGUACCGUAUACAUGUGUAGGUUUGCUCUUAGCUCGGAACUGUAAAUGGUUGAAAUCUCAAUUUAACAUGGUAGUUAUUUCAUUAUUUUGAUACUGAUAAUUAUUUUUUCAAUCUCUUGUAACACUCUGACUGGGGGUCAGUAUCUUUAAUGUAACUUUAAGGUAUGAAUCUAUAAAGCUUGUGCAAAGAAAACA